This is a messenger RNA of Alligator mississippiensis (American alligator), 2816 nucleotides long. RefSeq names its product dipeptidase 2. Lineage: Eukaryota; Metazoa; Chordata; Crocodylia; Alligatoridae. Gene Ontology annotation, molecular function: metallodipeptidase activity. The record is from RefSeq and is a predicted model, not a curated record. The transcript is spliced from 11 exons. Bases 191 to 1615 code for a protein of 474 amino acids. Gene Ontology annotation, biological process: proteolysis.
ACUGACACUGAGCACUCGCGGGUUUUUUUCUAGCAUACACAGUAACUGAAGAUCUGUUGAGAAAUUUCGAAGUGUUUCUGCCCUGAUACAGUGGUACAACAGGAUGAUCUCUCAGCGCCAGUUAAGAGUGGUGUGUGAAACUUGUUGUGUAACCCAAAGCAGCAGCUAAGAAUUCAUUUGUGCCUUCCCCAUGAGACAGGCCUCCACUGUGCCAAAACUAUUAAGUCUAGAACCUCUACAGACUAGAGAGGUUCCUCAUAGCCACUGUACGUCGGAGCAGCUCUUUUCUCCAAUGGACGUCUUCAAGAUCAAUAUCAGUAUCAUCUUCAAGAUCAAGCCUGAAAAUCUGUUCUUGUGGCUUUUGGUGCUUCUCCCUGAUGUUUUGGCUUCUGCCACUGAUAAAAUGGCAGAAGGAAGGGCUGUAGAGCUAAUGAAGCAAGCCCGUUUAAUCGAUGGGCACAACGACCUUGCACUGCAGCUGAGGAUACAGUACCAAAACAAAAUCAGUAGAAUCAACUUAAUGAACCUUCCCACCACACACACAAACAUUCAGAAGCUUCAAUCUGGAUAUGUAGGAGCUCAGUUUUGGUCAGCAUAUGUUCUUUGUAGUGCUCAGAACAAGGAUGCUGUGCGGCUUACUUUAGAACAGAUUGAUGUUAUCAAGAGGAUGUGUAGCGAAUACGAAGAACUUGAAUUUGUUACAACCUCCCAAGGUAUUGUGGACAGUAAAAAGAUAGCAUGCUUGAUUGGAAUAGAGGGUGGUCAUUCCAUUGACAGCAGUCUGGCAAUGCUGAGGGUGUAUUAUGACCUUGGUGUUCGGUACAUGAGUUUAACACACACCUGCAAUACUCCAUGGUCAGAAACUUCAUCAAAGCAGCUUUAUAGCUUUUAUCCCCAUAUUGAUGGUCUGAGCAAAUUUGGCAAAGAGGUAGUGAAGGAGAUGAACCGCCUGGGGAUGAUGAUAGAUUUAUCCCAUACCUCAGACUCUACAGCAAGAGCAGCUCUCAACAUUUCUAAAGCACCAGUCAUUUUCAGUCAUUCUUCUGCCUUCUCUGUUUGUAAUCACCCAAGAAACGUUCCUGAUGAUAUUCUUCAAAGUCUGGAAAAGAACAAUGGAAUUGUGAUGGUGACCUUCCAGACUCAAGCACUGGCCUGUGGCACUGACAACGUGAAUGUUUCUACUGUAGCAGAUCAUUUUGACCACAUAAAGAAAAUUGCAGGUUCAAAAUCAAUAGGAAUUGGUGGCGACUACGAUGGAGCGCAGAGUUUCCCUAAGGGUCUGGAAGAUGUUUCAAAAUACCCUGCUUUGAUUGAAGAGCUUCUCAGAAGAGGAUGGAACGAGGCAGAACUGAAAGGGAUUUUAAGGGAAAACUUUCUCCGUGUUUUCAAGGAGGUGGAAAAAGUGCAGAGAGACAGUAGAUCAAUGAGUGUGAAUGAAGAUGAAAUACAACCAAAAGAAGUACAAAAUUCCUGUCGUCUGGACUUAACAUAUAGACCGCAUAAACCUACUCCAUUGGAAGCCCAGCCAGUUAGCGCUUCGUCUGGAAUUCCUUCUGUGUUGUGGUCAUCUUCUUGUCUAAUGUUCCUUAGUCUAAUAUGUAUGAUAAUAUAUUAAGAGUUAUAAAAUAUCACAGUUCAAAGAGUUUUUGAAUAUUCCACAGAAUACAGAUAUACUUUGCAGAAUUAGGUUCCUCGCUAGCACUCUUCCUACCCCAAGCAAAGAUGAGGGUUUGCAAAAGAACUGGGGACAUACAGAGCUGGCUGCAGCAAGCAGCUGCACAAGAACCAAUGAAAUGGUUUAGUAGCUGUUUGAUGUAGCUUUUAUUUAAUAGUUUAUACUCCCCCAAUCAAAGACAUUUGCAGAUAAUGACAACUCACAAAACUGGACUCUAAAAAAAAAAAAAAAAGAAAUAUUGUGCGUCUCAGAGAAAAAAUUAUGAAUUGGCAACAUUGUAAGAUUGCUUUGUUGACGUGCGCAGUCCUAUAAAUAUCUGUUAUCCGUCAUAUCUGCUUUUUAUUAUGGCUUGUUUAUAUAGCUGCUCCAGUCUGGUUGCUAGAUAUUCCACAGUUUGGUUGAAUUAUAGUAUCAAGCAAAGGUCUGCAACUGGAGAACUGUCUUUAUAACAAACACAUUUAAUAAUUAUAAAGAGGAAGCUGAUAAUUACUGAAAUGCAAACAGCAAAUAAAAUAUUUCCUAGUUCAGAGUAAAGCUCCUCUGCAGGACAUGUACAAAUGGGAUGCUGGACCUAGACAAAGUUCUUUAGUACAGCUUUAAUACAAACCUCUCUGGAGUGCAUAUCUGUUUUAGCAUUUCUGCUUAGACAUAAAAGUCUGCACAAGUAUGCAGCUAAAGCCAUAUAUCCUACAACCUAUAUCCCUGAAGGCAUAUAUUGCAUUUCCAGCUCUGCUACUGAAUUUGUGGUUAUGUUAAAGUCACUCUAUUUGUCUUCUCUUUAAGAUACUCAAAAUAGUUGUUUCAUUUUCUAUAUAACUUUGAAAUUAUAAAAUGCUUCAUAGGAUUUCACCCUCUCUUCUUCCUUUCAUAUGUGAUUUUUAUUCACUUAUUAAGGACUGUGCACACUGCAGUACUGUAUUCAGAAUGCAUUCCCAUUCCUAUUCAAAAAUUGGCCCAGUAGCACUUCUGGCAUAAAUUUGAUACUGUCUUUUCAGAUAUCUGUAGUUUAUUUGCUUGCUUUUGCCACAGUGUAUAGCCUUUGGUGAUGCCUGCUAUGUGCAGUAAAUAAUCCUGCUGCAAAUUUGUAUACAGAAGCAAAAUAUAUAGAUGAAAAAUUAAAUAAAAUGUGAUUACAUUAAGA